This is a messenger RNA of Arabidopsis thaliana (thale cress), 913 nucleotides long. It is a transcript of the gene CP12-1, whose product is annotated as CP12 domain-containing protein 1. NCBI's taxonomy places the organism in Eukaryota, Viridiplantae, Streptophyta, Magnoliopsida, Brassicales, Brassicaceae. Gene Ontology annotation, cellular component: chloroplast. The record is from RefSeq and is marked reviewed. The coding region runs from base 160 to 534 and encodes 124 amino acids. The transcript has a single exon.
UUUUUGUGAAAAAAUCUAAGUACACGUGGCAAAAUAUGCUUGGUUCUUAGAAGAUAAGAGGAUUGUGUUCACAGAGUUUAAUAACGUGAACGAGUAUAUUUUAUCUUCUUCAUCUCUUCACAUCAAAAAACUUUUCUCCUCCAUCAAAAUCCUCCGACGAUGACAACCAUAGCUGCAGCUGGCCUCAACGUCGCGACUCCACGAGUGGUCGUUCGACCUGUGGCUCGUGUAUUAGGUCCGGUCCGGUUGAAUUACCCGUGGAAAUUCGGUUCGAUGAAGCGGAUGGUUGUGGUUAAGGCUACAUCGGAAGGAGAGAUAUCGGAGAAGGUGGAGAAGAGUAUACAAGAAGCUAAGGAGACAUGCGCUGAUGAUCCGGUGAGCGGGGAGUGUGUAGCGGCUUGGGACGAGGUGGAGGAGCUGAGUGCGGCGGCGAGUCAUGCUAGGGACAAGAAGAAAGCUGGUGGCUCCGAUCCUUUGGAAGAGUAUUGCAAUGAUAAUCCUGAGACUGAUGAGUGUCGUACUUAUGAUAAUUAAAAAAUAUGUUUUUGAUGUUCGAAUUAUGAAACUUUAGGUAUGGAUCAAUGUUUGUUCUUCUUGUCCCUUGUUGUUAUGUUUGUGUUUUUGGUUUGGUUGAUGAUUGUAAUGUGAUAAAUGAAUAUGAAUAGUACAAUACACAACAUAUGUUUCAUAAUGUGUUUGGUUCGAUUACAUUUGCAGUUUCGUGAAAUUGAUAAUAAAAAACUCAAUUAAGUUUAGAUGAGGCUGAGAUGAUCUUAGGUCACUCGCAUACGUUCCUUAUUAUUUUUUUGUGGAUGUGGAGAUGUAUGUGUCAAAACGACGUUGAGCCGAGAGAAAGAUGAAUUGAUCGAGAGUUUCUUAGACGGUUUUAAAAUUGCUGCCUUGCUGGUAUGGG